AUGUUGGCUGGCAAAGGUGUUCGUGCUGUCGCAGUAAUGUGGGUGAUGACGUUCAUCUCGUUUAUUCUUGUCCCCCUACGACUCUAUACGAGAAUCUAUAUCGUCAAGGCCCUCGGAGAAGAUGACCAUGUUUUCAAUCUGGCUUGGGUAAGUUAUGGCUCAUUUGAACACGACAGCCGAUGGCACGACGAUGAAAAGCUGACAGGGCUCCAGUUGUUCCUGCUCUUGUACACAAUCUUUAUCACCAUUGCAGGCGUAUAUGGAUUUGGACAACCCAUCAGCAAUCUAAAAAUGGAUAUGGCUGUUAAAGCCGUGUACAACGAGAUGAUCGGGCAGACAUUUGCUGUGCUUGGAAUGGCUAUUGCGAAGUUAUCGCUAGGAAUCUUCCUGCUCCGCAUUGUUGUCAAGCAAUGGCAUCGCGUUACCAUUUGGUUCUCGAUGGUCAGUCUUUCGGUUGUGUCGGUGAUGACGGCCAUCAUAUUCUGGGUUCAGAAGAUUCCCUCCGAAUCCAUAUAUGACCCUCGCGUCCCUGGACGUCUCGUAGUCACGGUCACCCCAUUUUCUAUCUUGCUAGGAUCCUGGUGUGCUGCAGUGGACUUCUACUUUGCUCUCCUUCCGUGGAUCUUCCUCUGGAAGCUUAAUAUGAAGUUCAAGGAGAAGAUAACCAUCGCGAUCAGCUUGAGCUUGGGCUUUAUGUGCGUUGUUCAACACCCUGUUCACUUUAAAAAUGAAUUAACCUUCUCCUUUAGAGCUUGCAUAUGUGGAAUUAUCAGAACUAUCGACCUGGGCGGACUGUCCAGCGCAAACUACACCGAGGAUACGGUCGACCUGAUAAUCUGGUCGGCAGUCGAACUUGCCGUCACUCUUAUCUGUGUUGGCAUUCCCACCGUCCGCCCCCUCUAUCGCGUCCUCGUACACGGCUCGGAUUUGGACAGCUCGGAAGCCGGAUAUGUUAAACAUAACGAGUCCAAUGAAACAUCCCGCUUCCGCAUGCAAAACCUGGCAAAAAAUAACACAGCGUUCACAGUUAAAGACGAUGGUAACACCGAGCUGUAUAUUUCUCGCAAUAACCGCAGCGAUGAGGAAGUUCUUGUCGGUCGGAAUGGGAAAAACAAUCGUGGCAUUCGCGUCAAGGAAGAGGUGCGAGUGGAGAGGAAUUGA
Molecule: messenger RNA, 1161 nt
Organism: Penicillium canariense
Lineage: Eukaryota; Fungi; Ascomycota; Eurotiomycetes; Eurotiales; Aspergillaceae
Exons: 3
Coding region: 1-1161 (386 amino acids)
Source: RefSeq, a predicted model, not a curated record